AUGGCUGAGUCUGAGAUCUCCCAAGUCGCCCGAGCCUGUCACGAUGGCCUUUCAAGCCUGGCCAAAGAGUCCAAUCACGUACAGGCAUCUUUGAAAGAUGGUCUGGAACAGAGGGAUGUACAAGAGCUCAUCCAGCGAUUCGAGCAAUGGGCAGGGAAUCUUGGCGUUUUCCAACAAUCGAGCUCCAAGCUAUCACUCGACUACCGUCUUCGCGAUAGUCCGAAAGUCAGGGCUCCGAUUUUGAAUAUGCUUGCGGACUUCAAGGAGUCCACCGACCUCG
Molecule: messenger RNA, 280 nt
Organism: Colletotrichum chrysophilum
Lineage: Eukaryota; Fungi; Ascomycota; Sordariomycetes; Glomerellales; Glomerellaceae
Exons: 1
Source: RefSeq, a predicted model, not a curated record